This is a messenger RNA of Sporothrix brasiliensis 5110, 849 nucleotides long. RefSeq lists its product as uncharacterized. The record is from RefSeq and is a predicted model, not a curated record. Bases 1 to 849 code for a protein of 282 amino acids. The transcript has 2 exons. Lineage: Eukaryota; Fungi; Ascomycota; Sordariomycetes; Ophiostomatales; Ophiostomataceae.
AUGAAGCUUCCUCUCUUCCUGACGCUCUCCUGGGCGGUCUCGUGCCUGGCUUCCAUGGGUGCAGGCCCCUAUCAAACUGUGUAUAUCUGGUAUGCCUACCAGAUGGAGCUCCAGCUUUACGGCAUCGGCAACACCCAGAUUUUGGCCCACUGCCGCGGUUCCGGUGCAGGUGGCUCUUGCGCGUUUGACGAGUUCCUGCGCGAUCUCGAUGGCAACAAGGCCCAAAAGAAAACUGUUUGGAAAGGCUCGACGGACGUGGGCAUGGUGACGGACUUUGACGUGGACAGCGUAGCGAAGAAGCUCGUCGACGCCAACUACGGGAGCUACUACGACUUGAAAACCCUGAUGCCCGCUGUGAUUCCGGACACGGGCAGCGCCCGUCCGUCUCUGGGUGAGAUGAUGCUGCCAAUCGCAGACCGCGUCAACCAGGUCCGCAAAGACGCUGCGGCGCGCGGCGUGGACAUUGCGGCCCGCCUUGACAAGAUGAAGCUGUCCCUGGACCGGGUGCUGGCGUACCGCAUCGCGGAGCAGGAAGCGCGGACAAUUCCUAAUCUUAAGGAGUACAUGAAGAAACAACGCAGCAUGCCAAUGUACAAACUGGUGCUUAAAGACCCUCCGCCGACCAAGCCCGACGGCACGCCGUACGACAGCAUUGAUAUGGACCGGACUGUCGCCGAUAACAAGGCUUUGCACGACAGCAUUACGCGCGGGAAUUUGUUGGACGAUAUGAAAAAGUUUAUUAUUGGGGAGCUGAACCUUAGUGGUAAGGGUAUUAAGGCGCAACUUAACCACUACGUCGCCAUUAACGCUAUUCAGGAAUGCAUCGGCCGCCUGAACGCAAACUGUUAG